Molecule: messenger RNA, 2480 nt
Organism: Juglans regia (Persian walnut)
Lineage: Eukaryota; Viridiplantae; Streptophyta; Magnoliopsida; Fagales; Juglandaceae
Product: auxin transporter-like protein 2
Exons: 10
Coding region: 722-2155 (477 amino acids)
Cellular component (GO): plasma membrane
Source: RefSeq, a predicted model, not a curated record
UAUUGGGUCCUUACUGAUCAGAACAACGUCCCAGUCACUUUGAUCUACAAGCUGCUUUCCUCACCAAACGGAGACCCAGGAAUCGAAUCGGAAUUUGGGAAUUCAGGGCAUUUGUGUGGUUUCGUCUCUCUCACCCUCUCUCUCUCUCUCUUUCUCUCUUUAAGGUGGAGAGUGGGGGGAAUUUCAAAGGCGAAGGGGAAAAAAAAAAAGAAAGGCAAAAACCAUAGUACUAUUAUAUUUAGUGUAUUAAAUUGUUUUGGGUUUUGUUUAUAUAAUAUAUAUAGGUUUGAAUAGGAGCGAAAAGGGUCUUUUUCUUCAACAACUGCAAGCUCCUUCGAAACAGCUGCUGCAGAGAUUUUUAUUUUUUCUUUCCUGCUUUUGAGGUCUCGCUCGCCGUCUUUGGGGGUUCGGCACUGCCUUUUCUCUGUGCAAAUUGGUGGCGCAUUAAAAGCGGGGCUUUUACUGAGCUAAGAUUGGUUUUAAGGGGACGCGCAGAGACAUUUGUAGCUUGAGAUUUUGCCCAUUAUUUGGACGCAGUUAAGGCACUUCCCCACCUGCUAAAUCUUGGGACGAAGAAUAGUUGACACUCUGUUUUCUCAACCGUACUAUCCUCCUCUACUCAUCUGCGGUUGCUUCAAUCUUUUCGCGAAAGAGACCUCUCGAAGAAGUUGAAAGUGAUCUACCGGGAUUUAGACGUUGCCUUUGGAGAAAAACGGAGACAAUGUUGCCUCAGAAGCAAGCAGAGGAAGCAAUAGUUCCCAACAUUAGCGAGACAGAACACGAGGGCAAGGAUGAAGAGAAGGUGGAAGAACAUUCCGUGUUCAGCGUCAAGAACUUUCUCUGGCAUGGCGGUUCUGUCUGGGACGCAUGGUUCAGCUGCGCUUCCAAUCAAGUUGCGCAAGUGCUAUUAACACUUCCUUACUCUUUCUCUCAACUGGGAAUGCUAUCAGGAAUCUUGUUUCAGGUAUUCUAUGGAAUCAUGGGAAGCUGGACGGCUUAUCUGAUUAGCGUACUCUACGUAGAGUACAGAAGCCGAAAGGAGAAGGAAAACGUCAGCUUCAAGAACCAUGUGAUACAGUGGUUUGAAGUGCUUGAUGGCCUUCUUGGUCCGUACUGGAAAGCAGUGGGGCUCGCUUUCAACUGUACUUUCCUCCUCUUUGGAUCGGUCAUUCAGCUUAUAGCUUGUGCAAGUAACAUAUACUACAUCAACGACAAUUUGGACAAACGGACUUGGACCUAUAUUUUUGGUGCUUGCUGUGCUACUACAGUGUUCAUACCUUCCUUUCAUAACUACCGGAUUUGGUCUUUUCUUGGCCUCGGAAUGACCACGUAUACUGCCUGGUACUUGACCAUAGCCGCAGUUAUCCAUGGGCAGGUUGAAAAUGUGUCACAUUCGGCGCCAUCAAAACUAGUGCUAUACUUCACCGGAGCAACCAACAUACUCUACACGUUCGGUGGUCAUGCUGUGACUGUGGAAAUAAUGCACGCCAUGUGGAAGCCCCAGAAAUUCAAGUACAUAUACCUCAUGGCCACCCUUUACGUUUUUACACUAACCAUUCCUUCAGCCACUGCCGUCUAUUGGGCGUUUGGUGAUCAGCUCCUCAACCAUUCUAAUGCCUUCUCUCUCCUCCCCAAGAAUGGCUUCCGUGAUGCCGCUGUUAUCUUGAUGCUUAUUCACCAGUUUAUAACAUUUGGGUUUGCAUGCACCCCGCUCUACUUUGUGUGGGAGAAGGUGAUAGGGAUGCAUGACACAAGGAGCAUCUGUUUAAGGGCGCUAGCAAGGCUACCGGUGGUGAUACCCAUAUGGUUUUUGGCGAUAAUCUUCCCAUUCUUUGGUCCUAUAAAUUCUGCAGUUGGGGCUCUUUUGGUUAGCUUCACUGUAUACAUUAUCCCAUCUUUAGCACAUAUGCUAACCUACAGAAAAGCUUCUGCCCGACUGAAUGCUGCUGAGAAGCCUCCCUUCUUUUUACCAAGCUGGACUGGCAUGUAUGUGUUCAAUGCUUUUAUAGUGGUUUGGGUUUUGGUGAUUGGCUUUGGGUUCGGAGGAUGGGCCAGCAUGACCAACUUUGUGAGGCAAGUUGACACAUUUGGGCUCUUUGCCAAGUGCUAUCAGUGCAAGGCCCCAACACCAGCAGCAGCUGCCCCUCAUCACUGAGAUCACUCAAGACAGACUCUCUCCGCUCUUUCUUUCUUCCUUUCAUAUUCUGUAUCAUACAUGGGGAAGUAGUAAUAUUUCCUCUACAUGUGAUGUGUGGUGGAUUUUUUUGGAUCUUAUAUUUUUUUUUUUGUCUUUAAAUUAGUUCCUAUAAAAUAGUGUGUGAUGAUUCCCUUGCUAUCAAAGAAUAGGUUUUACUUGAAUCAGAUAUAUAUAUGUUUAGGUUAUCUUUUGCUUUUUCCUCUCUUUGUUACCUCUCUUUUUCGUGUUGACAUGUUGUUGGGAUAUUAUAAUAUAUGAUUUUUGUUGCCCUUCUUCGCUGUUA